Messenger RNA from Aspergillus neoniger CBS 115656, 2714 nucleotides. Its product is annotated as putative chitin synthase activator (Chs3). The record is from RefSeq and is a predicted model, not a curated record. Gene Ontology annotation, molecular function: protein binding. Bases 386 to 2656 code for a protein of 756 amino acids. Lineage: Eukaryota; Fungi; Ascomycota; Eurotiomycetes; Eurotiales; Aspergillaceae. The transcript is spliced from 5 exons.
GAAGAAGCCCUUGCGCGCGCCCUCUCUUCCUUGGUGUUCCGUUAUAUCUUCUUAGUCCAAAUCAGUUCAGUAACAGUAGUUAGUCGUGACUGCGCCCCCUUCUUCCCACCCCCUCCCCCUUCUCGGAGAACGACUUACUAGUUAGUUAGUCCUCCACCACUACUCGGCAGUCCCCACGCCGGCUCUACUUUUUUUUCUCUCGAGAGAGGUUCCGAUGAACCGCUGAGCCCAGCCAAAAGUGCCAAACACGCUAUUGACUGGCGCCCAGUCCGAGACGAGUGACAAUUUAUUUUUCUUUGCCAAUUUCAGCAGGGGUAAGGUGGAAACAAAACUAACACGGGUGAAAAAAGCAAUACCGUCCAAUAAACGGAGAAUCUCGCCGACGAUGAAUAGGCCACCCCAAGGUCACGGUCAGCCACGGCUGGGUGCUACCUGGUAUCCAGGGGCCCAGGAUGAUUUCUAUAUGCCGGAGGUCAUAUCCCCCUCUCCUCAAAGGGUCAUGCCAGAAGUCCCGGAGAACAUGCAGGAUAAUAUCGCGCACCUCGAACACGAGGCCCGGAACCCCCACCACAACCAGUAUGAUCGUUCGCGUUACCCUGAACGAACUACCUCUGCGGUCGCUCAGGGUCAGGCUUCUCCAACCGCCGCUUACGAUUCCGCUCGUUUUGAGCAAGCCGCUGUCCACGACACUAUGGACGCCCCCAACUUUUCGCCAUUCCCAGUCCUGCGCAAUCCUCCACCUAACGUCCCCCCGACCGAUGAGCAGAGGGAGGUAAACUUGGAGAGGGCCCGCAUGGCCGUGCUGUCGUCAAAUGAUCCUGAUAUGCAGUUGGCCUGGGCGCAGGAUGCGCUCGCCUAUGUGGAAGUUGCUAUGCAAAAUGAGGCUCGUCUGUCGUUGAUUCAGCCCCCGCGCCCUCAGACACCUCCGGCGGAGCGGCAGCUGAAACUCGAUGCGAUGAAUAUCGUCAACUUUCUAGCGGAGCAAUAUCAUCCCAAGGCCGAAUUCAUCAAGGGAAUGUGGCUGGAGUUUGGCAAGUUUGGAUACCGCGUGGACAAGAAGGAAGCUUUCCGUGCCUAUUCGAGAGCUGCGGAGAAAGGCUACGCCAGAGCCGAGUAUCGUAUCGGCAUGCAGUUCGAGAGUUCGGGAGAGCCAGAGAAGGCUAUCAAGCAUUACGAGAAGGGAGUUGCGCUCGCAGACUCGGCUUCAUUCUACCGCCUGGGAAUGAUGAUCCUUCUUGGACAGCAUGGGCAACGCCAAGACUACCAAAUGGGUCUUAACUAUAUCAGCCUUGCUGCGCAGUCCUGCGACGAAAAUGCGCCUCAGGGAGCUUACGUUUACGGUAUGCUUUUGGCACGAGAGCUGCCCCAGGUAAACGUUCCUGAGCAGUUCUUGCCGCUGGAUCUGAAUGCUGCUCGCGUCAACAUCGAGAAGGCUGCUUACCAUGGGUUUGCUAAGGCCCAAGUCAAGAUGGGUGCGGCCUAUGAACUGUGCCAGCUUAGCUGUGAUUUUAACCCUGCAUUGUCCUUGCACUACAACGCGCUGGCUGCACGCCAAGGCGAGCCAGAAGCGGAGAUGGCUAUCAGCAAAUGGUUCCUCUGCGGCCAUGAGGGGGUCUUUGAAAAGAACGAUGAGCUGGCGUUCAUGUAUGCUCAACGUGCGGCUCAAAGUGGAUUCCCCACCGCUGAGUUCGCCUUGGGAUAUUUCUACGAAGUCGGUAUCUUCGUUCCGGUGGAUAUCAAAGAAGCCAGGAGCUGGUAUGCCAAAGCUGCAGCAAAUGGAAACAAAGACGCGACCGGCCGGAUCGAUAGCAUCUCGCGCUCCAAGACCCUAUCGAGGAAGGAUCAUGAACAGGUUGCGAUUGCCCGGAUCAAGUCGACUCGCUAUGGCAAUGGCCCGCGAGGGCCCCCGAUGAAACCGCCUCAGGAGAAUCUCGAAAUGCCCGAUCCCUCCAGAAUGACUCUAUCAGAUAACCCACCCGCCGCGCCUGCUCCUUACCCUGACAGACCGGGAUCUCGUGCUCGACCUGUGUAUCCGCCAGGAUAUCCCAUGGGUGCGGACCCCCGGCCAAGUUCUGCAUUUGGAAUCAACCCGAAUAUUCGGUCGAACGCGCCGAACUACAACCGUGCUGCUUCGUACGGGCCUAGCGCCAUGGGAUACCGCUCACCAGGCCCCAGUACGCCAUCAACGACUAGCCCCACAAGCCCAGCGUCGGCGGCACCUAAACUCGAUAUUGGCUACUCAGCACCCCUCGAGAAUCCUCACCCCGAUGCUCGCAGACGUCCUCAGCGACUGGACAACAUGCCUCCCCCAGACAGGAGACCUGUGCGGGGCCCUGCUUCUCCCCACUUCCAGGGUGGACCGACGGGCUCUCCUAGGCCGCCUGCCUCGCCUUCCACCGCAUAUCCCCCACGGACUGAAUCCAUGCCGCCGCCCGGUGCUGCAGCGACGCCCCGGCCCUCAUCAUCAUCUGCUUCCACACCUAAGCCUCCUCCCUCAACUUCGACUCCCAAGCCUCCCUCCACGGCUUCGAGCACAUCUAGCCAAAAACCCGCACCCGCUAAACAGCAUGGUAACCUGCCAGGCAAGGGCCCCAAAACAUUCGAGGAGAUGGGUGUUCCGACUGUCCAGAAAGACAAUGAUUGCAUCGUCAUGUGAUACCCUUGAAGAUCUCUUACUUUUGGUCUUUCUUCAUCUGUGCCAUAUUCGAAAGGAC